Priapulus caudatus is the source of this 1438-nucleotide messenger RNA. RefSeq lists its product as uncharacterized. Gene Ontology annotation, biological process: cell surface receptor signaling pathway. Gene Ontology annotation, molecular function: hormone receptor binding. The record is from RefSeq and is a predicted model, not a curated record. Lineage: Eukaryota; Metazoa; Priapulida; Priapulimorpha; Priapulimorphida; Priapulidae. The transcript is spliced from 4 exons. The coding region runs from base 239 to 622 and encodes 127 amino acids.
UACUAGGUUACGUGACGAAAGAAGAAAUCGUAAGUGUAGUUUCAACAAGCCCAUAAAAUUGCAGAAAUUUAUAGCGUGCUGUGAUGAAUGGUCAAGCUAAGUGACGCUCGGAGAUUGGCUAACGCUACGGACAGACGCAUCGAUCGCUCACCAGUAUCCGACAGAGCCGGAAAUCUAAGAAAAGCGGGAUAAUUAAAAACGCAUAGCUUCGCAGCUUGAUCGGGAGCGCAACGUGAAUAUGGGACAAGAAAGCAAGGCAAUAUGCUUCGCUAUUUUCGCCGCUGUGCUCUGCUUGCCGCAUUCCACUUCUUCUAGCAGAAAUCCAUGGCAAAAGCCUGGAUGCCACAGAGUUGGAUUUGAGAGGACUGUCACUAUUCCUAGCUGCAUGCCGUUUACUCUGGCGACGAACGGCUGCCGCGGCUACUGCACCUCGUUCGCAGUUCCCUCGCCACAAGAGGUCGUCGCAGUCAACCCGACUCACGCCGUCACGUCCUAUGCGAACUGUUGCAACAUAGGAGAUUCGCGCGAGGUAGCGGUAAAAGUCCUUUGCCUCGAUAAAGUGCGGACGGUGACCUUCAAAUCGGCAGAGACCUGCGCAUGCUCACUCUGCACCAAGCACUGACGCUCUGGUUAUCGUAACUGAUCUCUAAUGCGAACUUAUCCAGUUGUCGAUUUCUACCUGUAAUCUACGCAAAUUCCUGAAGACAUGAGUGUAGCACGAUCCAUAAUGAAGCCUUAGUGUGGCAUCUUGAUUCAAAUUCAUUUCUAUCAAUUUUCAAGCACGCUGUUCUCAUAUUUUAAUAGAAUCUAAUUUAAGGAAAGCCACCAGCUGACAGCUACAAAGUUGUUACACGUACCCGAUAUGCGUGUAUACACGUACGCGAUCUUCACGCUGUAUUAUGGGUGUACACAUACUAUUGCUCGCAAUGGAUGGUCAAAUAUGAACGCCGUAAAGUAAAUUUAUAUAGAUAUAUAUAUCAGGAGUGAAUAACAUCACAUACGAUACUGGAAAAUCCUCACAAGGAGAACAAUAAUGGUAGUAAUUAAGAUAAAAUGUAGAGAUUAAAAUCGGCAAUUUUAUUAGUUAUUGAGAAAACAUAAAUGACAGGUGGAGAUUUCUUGUUCCUGCCUGAAGGUCCUUCUUGCAACGCCCCACCUAACCAUGCAUUUCCUAAUGCACAAUGCAUUUCCUAAUUGACGCCUAUGGCUCGGUUAAAUUGAUGGCACAUCCGUAUUGUUACACGACCCUACCUUCAUGUUUUUCUUCCUAUACUGAACACGGUACAUUUGGUAUAUAAUCUCCCACUGUGGCAUUGCGUCAACGUGACGAGCGCUGAAGGUGCAUGGUCACCGCCAUGCUGUCGCGUUCUCGGUGGUUCUUAUGUCAAUAAUAAUGGCAUGUCCAUCAUUUCGUAUGGUCAUGCGAGCCGUAAUGUUC